AAUCCAACCCUCCAUCACAUUAGACCUCAAACUUCAACUCGGACUUUUCACUCCACAAGAUGACGCCCAAUACUGAUAUAUAUUUUAUUUACUUCAGGUUGAUCAUCCACUCACAGUGCGGUGAAGAUCAUACCGUUUUCGGUGUUGAGAAGGGCAGACAUAUUGAUAUUAUAGGCAGAAACUGGUUUCUGGGCACCUUCGACAAGCUUCCCAGUACACACAACCCCGGACGUCUCUGCUUAUUUGCGCUCAAUUGUCCAUUCACCGCGGAUGUAAACAUUGGAUUUGCAUCCUCGAGCUCUCUGGCGCGUUAUGCUUGGCAUAGCGCUUUCGUUUAAACUAAGGUCACGCUCUCAAUGUCAAUUCCCUGGGAAUUUAAAUGGUGUCUUUCUUU
Serpula lacrymans var. lacrymans S7.9 is the source of this 394-nucleotide messenger RNA. RefSeq lists its product as uncharacterized. NCBI's taxonomy places the organism in Eukaryota, Fungi, Basidiomycota, Agaricomycetes, Boletales, Serpulaceae. The transcript is spliced from 2 exons. The coding region runs from base 60 to 338 and encodes 92 amino acids. The record is from RefSeq and is a predicted model, not a curated record.